Messenger RNA from Pseudocercospora fijiensis CIRAD86, 441 nucleotides. RefSeq lists its product as uncharacterized. Lineage: Eukaryota; Fungi; Ascomycota; Dothideomycetes; Mycosphaerellales; Mycosphaerellaceae. The record is from RefSeq and is a predicted model, not a curated record. The transcript is spliced from 5 exons. Bases 1 to 441 code for a protein of 146 amino acids.
AUGCUUGCCCACAGCCAGGACACGCUGAUUUGUAUACGCCUACCGCACCGCUUUAGGGAACUCGCAAAAGGAAGAAGAAUGAUUCGCAUCAAACUAAUAUUGCUGGCUGACGAAGGCUCUAUAUGCCAUCGGCGUCAUCUGGAAUACAUCAUCGCCGUGAUCCUCCUGGUCCUCAGCGGCGCUGCGUUCGGCCUGCGUCAGGCCAGCUCUCGCUCACGAGGUGUCGCGCUUAAUGCGGUCCCGAGUUACAAAGCCAAGGUUCAAGGCGUUGAGAAUGCUGCUUCUGCUCGAUUUAUCUGGGUUUCCAACGAUAUACAGGUUGAAAUGCUUGAAUGUACGUCAUUUUCAUGUCUGAACACACCUCAACUACGCUUUGACGUAGCAAUCAAAGCAAUCAAAGAUCCUUUAUGGGGGCAUUGGAUCUACAGCGCUCUGGUCUGA